AUACAAAAGCUAUGGUGAUUUGUGGAGCAGCACUCUUCUUAGCAAUUAUUGACUUAGCUUUUACAGAUGACGGGAAAUUAGUGGAUUCAGACCAGGCUGAAAUAAAAAAGAGAAUGGCGCCAGAAAUAGACUAUGAAGGAUACAAUCCCUACAAUGACCUAUCCGAUGAAGACUUAGCAGAGCUUAUUAAACGUGGCAGUCUUCUUCGGUUCGGAAAACGUGGAAGCCUUCUCAGAUUUGGAAAGCGCGGGAGUCUGCUCAGAUUCGGCAAGCGAAGGUCUAUCCUUCGCUACGGAAAACGCUUCGACGACCAAGAUGAAAAUAUGGAAUUGCCCCUCGAGGAUUAUGCGAACACCGAAAACGAGGACAAAAGGGGGAGUUUAUUCCGUUUUGGAAAACGGAGGGCUCUUUUCCGGUACGGACGAAGUGCAGACAAACCCCAUACUCCAUUCCGAUUUGGAAGGGAAGAAGACUAUUGAAAGAAGUUGAUAUUAAAAUCCGACCUAUAGAUGAACAUAUAUUUUUUAAACAGAAGAAACUUUCUGUGAUGACGAAUACGUUUUAGGAUACCGUCAGCUGUUCAUUUUCAUUGAUGUACGAAAUGUUUAUUACAGUGUUGGUCAAAUAACAUUUAGUUUAUAUAAAUAUAUCAAUCUUCAAGAUGGCUGUAGAAGUUCGAUCACUGUGGGUGAAAAUACCUAUUAGAAAUAAAGUUACUGAUGAUGGGGUCACUGCGGAUAUAUCAUCCUUUGUUAUCCGAUGUAUUACCUCCUAAACUGUUCCAAGUAAGAUACAGGAAAUAGACAUUGUGAAGACUUUUUAAGUCAGUAAAUCUAUGUGUAAAUGUCAUUAAGAACUGUACAAAGAAAUAGUUCCGACUGAAGAGUGACUCUAUAACAACUGUCAUACGCAUUGUUUAUAGAUCUGUGCGAUAGGAAACUCUAUAAAAUACGUCUUAACCUACAAAUCUUGAAUAUGUUUGCAAAAUAUCGUUUUACGAACAGUGACAUUUCAAAAUAGAUAAAACAAAUUCCAAAGUGUGGUAAAUUG
Ylistrum balloti is the source of this 1050-nucleotide messenger RNA. RefSeq names its product FMRFamide-related neuropeptides-like. The transcript has 2 exons. The record is from RefSeq and is a predicted model, not a curated record. The coding region runs from base 12 to 479 and encodes 155 amino acids. Lineage: Eukaryota; Metazoa; Mollusca; Bivalvia; Pectinida; Pectinidae.